AUGGCGGGCGCGGGGGGCGGCGGCGGGCGCGCUGGACUUUGUCCCCCGGGCGGCCUGGAGCAGCUGGAGCUGGGACAGCUGGGACCGCCUUCAGGCUCGCCUUCGCCGCCGCUUUCCUCUUGCUCGAGGCAGGCCUGGAGCCGGGACAACCCGGUCUUUGAGCCCGAGGAGGAAGACCCGCCUAGGGUGGCGACGGCGGUAGCCGGGCCGGUGCUGAGGAUGGACGUGGAGUGGGGCCGGGGCGAAGCGGCCUCGCCGACACCCGACGCCGCGCAGGGAAGGCAGCGGCGGCGCAGGCGGAGGGGCGAUGAGGAGGAAGAGGAGGAGGAGGAAGGCGGAGGGGAGCGGGGCCGUCCCUUCCCCGCCGCCGCAGGAGACGCCCUGCCCGCGCGCUUCGCUCCCGAAGAGGGCGACGGCGAGGCCGCGGAGCCCCCGCCGCACCGCAUCGCCUGGCCCAAAGGGCUGGCGAGCCGACUGCGAGGUCUGUGGGGUACUCGGCUCAUGGAAGAAACUACAACUCGAGAGAGAUACUUGAAAAGUGUUUUGCGUGAGCUGAUAACAUAUUUGAUUUUUCUUGUGGUCCUAUCAAUCUUAUCUUACGGAAUGGUGAACUCUAACAUUUACUACUACACAAGAGUAAUGUCCCAGCUCUUUCUUGACACACCAGUAUCAAAGAUGGAGAAGACCAAUUUCAGAUCAUUGUCCACAAUGGGAGAUUUCUGGAAGGUUAUUGGUGGAAUUCCCACCCACUGGAGGCCUCCUGACAUCCUGGCAAUUCCAGCCUGUGAAGUUAAUCCACUACAUUUCCACUUUCGACUUCUUCUUGGCUGCUUGUGAAAUUGUGUUUUGCCUCUUUGUUAUUUAUUAUGUGGUGGAAGAAAUCCUGGAAAUUCACAUUCACCGGUUGUUCUAUUUUAGGAAUCUUUGGAACUGUCUCGAUGUUCUCAUUAUCACACUAUCAUUGGCAGCUAUUGGAUUGAAUAUCUAUCAAAUAUCUACUGUGGAUAAGCUACUGAAGAAACUGCUAGAAGGUCAAAAUAGCUUCCCCAAUUUUGAACCUUUAGCAUACUGGCAAACCCAGUUCAACAAUGUUGCAGCUGUUACCAUGUUUUUCGUCUGGAUAAAGCUUUUCAAAUUUAUCAGCUUCAACCGAACCAUGAAUCAAUUGUCAACAACCAUGUCGAGAUGUGCCAAAGAUGUUCUCGGCUUUGCAAUUAUGUUUUUCAUCAUCUUCUUAGCUUAUGCUCAACUAGCUUAUCUUGUCUUUGGGACCCAAGUUAACGAUUUCAGUACUCUCCAGGAUAGCGUCUUUACUCAGUUCCGCAUCCUGCUGGGAGAUUUUGACUUUACAGAGGUUGAAGAAGCUAACAGAAUCUUAGGACCUGUUUAUUUCACUUCAUUUGUGUUCUUUAUGCUCUUCAUUCUUUUGGUAGGUAAUUUUUUUUUGUUCCUUGAUAUUUUUGUUGCUGGUCCUCUUUUCAAAUGGAAGUUUAUUUUGCGUUAUUAUUUUUCAAUUCAGCUAAUACGAGUUUUAUGCUAUGUAUCUAUGUACCAGAAGAACAAAAAAAAAAAAGGACUAAAUCUCACCAGAAGCAUGUACCUUCCAAAUCCUUACACUGGUAAUGGGAGAAUCUCACUGCUGUAUUACUAUACUAAAAAGUGGGCAGAUUUGGCAAACAUCAAAUCAAAAAGGUGCAGAUUCUAUGCUUCUCUGUCAGGUCUAGGACAGCUUGCCAUGGCCAACUCACUGUGGCCAUUUUGGCAUGGGACAAUUUGCCACGGAACAAGAGUUACACGAAUAACAAAAGAAGUGGUGGAAUUCACUGAGGGCCCGUUGUUGGAUGGACUGUACUGGGAGAUGUGGUACAAUAAUAAAACAGUAGCAGAAAACAGAAGUUUCAUCUACCACGAGAAUCUGCUUUUAGGAGUGCCUCGUAUCCGGCAGCUGAAAGUGAGGAAUGCCUCAUGUUCCAUACCUGAAGAUUUAAAAGAUGAAAUAAAAGACUGUUAUGAUGUUUAUUCGGUGACUAAUGAGGACACCGCUCCAUUUGGGCUCCGGAAUGGCACAGCAGCCCAAAGCUUCCCAGUGUAUCCACAUAAGGAAUAUAUCGCUCUCCUUUUUCAGGGAUACACGAAAGCCAUGGUGAAAUUAAAAUUGAAAAAAACACCAGUCGAUGACAUUUCAGAGAGUCUGCGCCAUUGUGGAGGCAAAUUAAAUUUUGAUGAACUACGGCAGAACCUAAAAGGAAAGGGACGUACGGAUGCUGAGAUCGAAGCCAUCUUUACAAAGUAUGACCAAGAUGGGGAUCAAGAAUUGACGGAGUUGGAGCAUCAGCAAAUGAGAGAUGAUUUGGAGAAAGAGAGGGAGGACUUAGAGCUAGACAGAAAUUCUCUAAACCGUCCACUCAGUGGCCGUAGCUUUCCACGAAGCCUCGAUGAUUCGGAAGAAGAUGAUGAUGACGACAGUGGACACAGCUCCAGAAGAAGAGGCAGCAGCUCAAGUGGUGUCUCCUAUGAAGAGUUUCAAGUUUUGGUCCGCCGAGUGGAUCGCAUGGAACAUUCCAUAGGCAGCAUUGUAUCCAAGAUAGAUGCUGUCAUAGUCAAGCUGGAAACUAUGGAGAGAGUUAAACUGAAGCGAAAAGAGGUCUUGGGCAGGCUGCUUGAUGGAGUUGCGGAG
This is a messenger RNA of Thamnophis sirtalis, 2677 nucleotides long. NCBI's taxonomy places the organism in Eukaryota, Metazoa, Chordata, Lepidosauria, Squamata, Natricidae. The record is from RefSeq and is a predicted model, not a curated record.